This is a messenger RNA of Colletotrichum navitas, 529 nucleotides long. RefSeq lists its product as uncharacterized. The transcript has a single exon. Bases 161 to 439 code for a protein of 92 amino acids. Lineage: Eukaryota; Fungi; Ascomycota; Sordariomycetes; Glomerellales; Glomerellaceae. The record is from RefSeq and is a predicted model, not a curated record.
GAUGAACCUUGCCACUGCGACAGUCCGCCCACGAGUGUCCGCCCCCCCCCCCUCUUCUUCCCUUCCGGGCCAAUCUAGGGUUUUCGGGCGGCCACGUCCACACCAUUAGCCUCUCCCACGCUUCCUGGCCCCCCGAAUAACCUUCACUUCACGUCACAUUAUGUCACCGUCGGGGAGGGGGGGGUCAUUGACCAACAGCAUCACGACUCAGAAAGGUAGGGAGGGGACGUUUUCCCUCCCGUUCCCCAUCAUUGAUACUGCUUCUUGUCACAUAUCCCCGCCUCCUUCUCUCUCUGAAUUUUUUUAUUAUUAUUUAAAAAUUGCUAUACUGGAGACUCGGGUCGUCUCGCGCGGUACCCGGGUGCUUGCGCUGUCUUUGUUUGUUUGCGUAUGUGAUUCCAUUGGGGUGAAAGGAAGGGGGAAGGCCAGGGUUCAGUAAGCUACGUACGUAUGUAUAUACAUGAGGACCCCCAGAACAUGACGGAGGUGACGAUUGGGAAAAAAGGACUGCAGGGGAAUGCUAGGUGUG